CAGAGCCAAUAUAUUACUCAAAUUAAAAUAUUCGAAAGCUAGCUCCUCCAUAUAGCAACAUUAAUUAAUCAUGGAAAUGAUCACAAGGAUAGUGAGUGAUAAAGCUGUGGUGAUAUUCAGCAAGAGCACAUGUUGUGUGAGCCACUCAAUCAUGUCACUGAUUAGAAGCUUUGGAGCAAAUCCAAUUGUUUAUGAACUUGAUGUGAUAACAAAUGGACCACAGAUUGAAAGGGCUCUGCUUCAAUUGUGUCAACCAAGUGUGCCAGCUGUGUUUAUUGGUCAACAAUUCAUUGGUGAUUCUAAAAAAAUCAUAUCCCUCCAUUUGAGGAAUGAGUUAGUUCCAAUGCUCAUGAAUGCAAGAGCUAUAUGGAUUUGAAGCUAGCUUAUAUAGUUCAAGAAGUCUUUUCAUUUGAAGUCUAGCUAGCUUCUUUAUAUCUAGUAAUAAAUAAUAACAUAGUCAAUAUAUUUUUUUUUUUUUUUUUGGAUGGAGUCUAAUAGAGAAAUUCAUCCCAAUACAACAUAUUUAAAUCUUCCUUCCAAUACAACAUAUAACUCUAUUACAAGAUAGAAA
Cicer arietinum (chickpea) is the source of this 571-nucleotide messenger RNA. Its product is annotated as monothiol glutaredoxin-S1-like. Lineage: Eukaryota; Viridiplantae; Streptophyta; Magnoliopsida; Fabales; Fabaceae. The record is from RefSeq and is a predicted model, not a curated record.